AUGUUUAGAAGAUUUUUGAAUAUAGCUACUCUCCCUUUAAUCAAAUAUAAGAAACCUAUAUUAGCUGCCAGUUUUAUUAGUUUAACAUCGUUCUAUUGCAUUGAAGACAAAAAUAUAUUAGAAGCAAGGAAAAAAAUAGAAUAAGACAUUUUAAAGAUGAAAUCUUAAUUUGGAUCUGAAGCAGAUAAUUAUCCAGAAGUAAAGUAAUUAUAUAGUACUAUUAAGUAAAUAGGUAUGGAACUAAGGGAAAUAGAUAUUCAAUCACAUUCAUAGCAGAUUAAAGAAAAUGUGAUAUAUUUGCACUAUUAGUCAAUAUAUUGAGUUAAUUAUAAAAGUUAGAUGGUAGCUUUAAAAUAAAAGAAGUUCAUUCUACAUUUGAGAAUUAAAUAUAUAGUUUGUAAAUAGAUUUUGAAGAAAGUGUAGGAAAUCCAAAGAGUAAAAUAAAAACUUAAGGAACAAUCUAUAUUUAUGGAGAAAUGACAAAUGAAAAACCAUCAAUUUAAAUAAUAUUAGAAAAAACAGAUCAAUUUUCAAACACAGAUUUAGAAGCAUUUAUGGCUUGUUAUAUAGAAGCAAAUCGACCAAGGUCUAUGGUUCAUCCUAAAAAUUUUUAAAGCAAUCAAUAAAUUCAAGAAGAAAUUAAACAUCAGCAAGAAAUAAAGACUGAAAAAACAUUAUAAGAAUUAGAGAAGACAGGUGUAACUAUAUUUUUACCUGAUAGUAAGGAGAAGAAUUUAGAUUGGAAUUAUUUAGCAGGAUAUGAAAAGUAAAAAAGGGAUAUUGAAGAUACAGUAUUACUGGCUUUAUAAUAUCCAGAAAUCUAUGAAUCUCUUACAGCCUUAACAAGAGUUAAAAAUGAACCAAAUAGACCUAAAGCUAUAUUAUUUGAAGGUCCACCAGGAACAGGUAAAACAACAACAGCAAGAAUUAUGGCUUAAUAAGUUUAAAUACCAUUGGUUUAUUUACCUAUAGAGAGUUUUAUGUCUAAAUGGUAUGGAGAAAGUGAGAGACAAUUUGCAGAUAUUUGGAAGAGUUGUUAAAAAUUAGGAAGAGUGAUAAUUUUUAUUGAUGAAAUAGAUGCUAUUGCAUAAUAAAGAGGAGGAGAAAUGCAUGAAGUAUCAAGAAGAAUUUUAUCUACUCUUUUAAGAAAGAUUGAUUCAUUUGAAAGUAAUACAAAUGUACUAUUGAUAUGUGCAACCAAUAGAAAAUAAGAUCUUGAUGCUGCUAUGUUAAGUAGAAUAGAUUUAUCUGUUAAAUUUGAUUUACCAGAUCAUUAGGCAAGAUAAGAAAUAUUUUAAAGAUAUGCUAAACAUCUUACUGAUAAAGAAAGAGAUAUACUUAGUCAAUUAAGUAAUGGAAUGAGUGGAAGAAAUAUAUCAGAUAUAUGUAAAGAUGCUGAAAGAAGAUGGGCAGCAAAGUUAAUAAGAAAAGAAGUUACUGAGUAAUUACCAUCAUUGGCAUAAUAUAAAGAGACUUUAACUUAAAGACUAAAUAACUUUGCUUGA
Paramecium primaurelia is the source of this 1505-nucleotide messenger RNA. Lineage: Eukaryota; Ciliophora; Oligohymenophorea; Peniculida; Parameciidae. The record is from the annotation of a GenBank genome assembly.